UCUCGCCAGUCAUCCUCUAUAAAUUCCUGUACUGAAUCCUUCGAGUCUCUUGGGCUCUGAAUACUCCUUGCUGUGGUCCGAUACAGCGAGGAUCCAUGGCUUUUGAUCUUCGCUCGUUGUGAUCAUAAGAAUGAAGAGCGCUGCCCCGGAUGGAGUACACCAUCCGAGGGCGCUGUGGGCAGGACGGAUGCCGUGAAAGACGGUAUUAUCUGGAUGAGGGCCUCUGGUUCUGUAAACAAGGUCAUCAACAAGAGGGCCGGCAAGUCGAAGCAGAACAGGAGCAAUUUGGAACGCAGGGCAAGACCAAUCGAAUUAAGAAGGUGGCUGCUGAGAAAGGCCGCAGGACGUAUCGUGGUCGUCGCGCUUACACGCUCUUCUUGCAAGCUUAUCAGUUUAUUCUCUGGAAGCAAUGCUAUGCUUUGGUCCAGGACCGGGGGUUUCCAGCACAAUUCGAGUCUGUGAUCCGUGAUCUGUGGGCCCUUCGAUUGGAAUUAUAUUCCGAUAAAAUCAAAGAAAUUCCAGAGGGAGAUGAUGAGCUCGAACUUUUCAGCUCGCAACCAGGCACUGAUGUUGAGAGUGAACCGGAAGACUUUAAACCCAAAUCGCACUGGCCCAGGCUGAUUGACACUGUGGCCCUUUGUUACUUGGGGGCUCUACUGAUGAGAAUCCCCGUCAGUAUCUGUGAUCUACACCGGAUGGUUGUUCGCGGCGAUAUUCCCUACAUCCGAGUGAUAAAGCAAAUCCCUCGGGAAAUGAGAGACAAGCUUCCCCAGGAAUAUAUCUCAAUUAUUGAGACUAGCAGGCUCGUCGAAGCUGAACAACUCCAUAAAGCCGUAUUGGAGCUGUCGCUUCUGUACCAUCACAAGUUUGGCGUACAAUUUCCGCCACUGAACCAUCCGCCCCUCUUGUAUCGAUUUAUCAAAAGACUCGCACUUCCCAUUGAAAUACACCCUGCUGUCAAACGACUACAACCUCUUUUAAGUUUCGACUUCAAGUAUCCAACACAAUCUCUUGGUAAAAAGAGGGCUAUAAAUCUCCCUGAACUUCAACUAAUGGCUCUCAUUGUCAUUUCCACAAAACUUCAUUUCCCCUUUGACUCCAUAAAAAGAUACCCGAGCUCAGCCCAAGAACCUACGACUCAAAGUAUUGAUUGGAAUAUUUGGGCUCAAGCUCAAAGAUACUUUGACAGUCAUGAAACUUCUGGGGGGAAGAUCGGGAAGGGAAACGAGAUCCUGGUGAAAGAAAAUGAGGUGUUCGACAUGGCACCCAAUCAACUCGAUGAGUACAUGGAUUGGUACGAGAACAGCUGGCUGGACAGCAGUAAAGCGAAAAACCCAUUAGCCGAUCUGUUCCCCACGAGCCUCGCGCCCGGAGAAAGCCAGUCUACGGCUUCUGCGGCAGCGGCGGCGCAAGCACCAGAACCAGCACCAGCACCAACAUCUAAAGAAGACGAGAAUGAAGCGAUGAGCUCGAUGGUACAGACAGUCACUGGCCAAUUAAAGCCCCGCAGGAUAAUCUCCGAAGAUGGAGCACAUGUUCCUCGUCCGGGCACCUCGUAUUCGCGUUAUCGGAUGGAAUCUGAUCUACCAGAGACCGCAAGAUCAUUCUUCGAAACAGCGGCUAAGGUUGUUGGGGUAUCCCUCCCUACUCUGGUUAGGGUUGUCUAUCAAGCGGAAACACGGAUUUCUCGUUGGCUGGAAGAUCAGAGGCGAAUCGAGUAUUACGGGGAUCCUUCGGAAAUGAAUGAUGUUGAGGAUGCCAAUUCUGAUGCUGCGGAGGAAAUUGACGACCAUUUUAUGGCCGAUUGAGAGUCAGAACAAAUUUCGAUUUGGGCAAAUCUUGUUAGCUGUACACAGGAAGGAUAAAUGUUGACGUGACCCCGACUUGGGACAAUACAAUAUAAUGAACGGUUUCACAUUUGCGGC
This is a messenger RNA of Aspergillus steynii IBT 23096, 1925 nucleotides long. Its product is annotated as TFIIB-type zinc finger domain-containing protein. Gene Ontology annotation, biological process: RNA polymerase I preinitiation complex assembly; nucleolar large rRNA transcription by RNA polymerase I. Gene Ontology annotation, molecular function: RNA polymerase I core promoter sequence-specific DNA binding. Lineage: Eukaryota; Fungi; Ascomycota; Eurotiomycetes; Eurotiales; Aspergillaceae. Gene Ontology annotation, cellular component: RNA polymerase I core factor complex; RNA polymerase transcription factor SL1 complex. The record is from RefSeq and is a predicted model, not a curated record. The transcript has 8 exons. The coding region runs from base 150 to 1808 and encodes 552 amino acids.